ACAAAACGAGAAGUGCCGAUGCGAAACUCUCCUGUUUGAGCGGACGUCAAAGUUUUGGGAAAGGUUGUGCCUGUUAUCUUGUUUUCAGUCAUAUUUUAUAUUCAAGAAGUGGAAAGGACAAGGUUUAGUGUUACAAAAGAAGGAAAGAGAAAUGGAUGAUGAAGAGAGUACACCAACUCUGUACAAAUGUCCUCAGUGUGAUCUCAUGUUUGACUGCCUGUUGGUCCUAGAUAACCAUUUAAAGUUCCACACAAAAGAAAAUCCAUACGAAUGUGAAGUAUGUCAUACAUCAUUUCUGUAUCAGACAUAUUUGGAGGAGCAUUUGACUUUGAGCCCCGAGUGUGGAGGAACUUCCCAGGUAACUGAGGUAGAAACUGAUGCGCAGAAUGGCGAUUCAAUGGUCAAUGUCUCGGAAUCCAUUAGCUCAGAUUCUCAAAUCGAUCAAAAGUCCACAUUAAUUAAUAGUGAAGCUGACGAAUUUUAUAUGGUGCUGGUUGAAAAUAAAAAGAUGUUCAGAUGUGCUGUUUGCCAAAAAGAUUUUAAGAGAAAAUCUCACGCCAAGGAACAUGCUGGAACAGUACACACCAAUGCACGGAAAUAUCAGUGCCCACACUGUAACAUCAAUUACAAAAACAAAUCCCAGUUAAAUGCUCACAUCCGAUGUAAGCAUACAGACAAUAGAACUGGAAUAAAAUGCAAGCUUUCUGACCAAAUUAUGGAUGGUACUCAGAGAGAAUGUGACAUUUGUGGUGCAGUUAUCUCUCGCAUAAGUUUCCGACAACAUCUACUUCGUCACACGGACAAACGACAUGCAUGUGACCAAUGUGACAAAUCUUACGUUUCAAAACAUCAUUUGAUUGUCCAUCAAAUGGGCCAUACUGGAGAGAGACCUUUUCCGUGUACGUUUCCUGGAUGUGAUAACAGAUUACGCACAAAGAAUGCUUAUAACAGACAUAUGGCCGUUCAUGCGGGUAUCAAAAAUCAUUACUGUAGCUAUUGUGGUAAAGGAUUUUUCUUGGUCGGGGGCCUGAAUCAACAUGUUAAGAUACACACAAAUGAUCCAACUCGGAAAAGACCAUCACGCUCCAAGUCUGCCCAGAAAAAGUGUAACAAAAUGGUUCAGACAAGCAACGAGGAACCACAACAGGAAGAAUACAAAACUAUCUUGGAGAAAAUAAUAAAGACAGAAACUGUAGCUGAAUAUAAUAACGUUGAUGUUGGUGAACAUUCUGCCAAUAUUUUUCAAAUUAUUGAUGAUACAUCGUCUAAUGUCAAAGGACAAAUAAAUAAUAUGUUUAGUACUAUUAAUCUUUCCAUUGUAAAGCUGGAAGUUUCUGAUGAAUAUGAAGAUGUUGGUGUUGCACAGGAGAAUGUUAAUUAUAUUGCAGCUGCUGAAGAGUCUGCAAAUGAUGGAAGAAUAAUUUCUUAUGUGGAAAAUGUAGAUGCUGAUGCUGCAGAUGUUAAAGCAAUCUCUGUUUCUGAAGUUGAAGAUUCCAAAUGUGAUGUUGAAAAAGAAAUUUCUGAUACUCAUGAACCAACAUGUACUGCUACUGUUGAUGUCAUUGAAGGUAAAAUAAUUUUGGAUGGUGACACUGUAAGUGCUGAUGCUGGUAAUGAUGUAGGGACUUCUGUUGAUGCUGCAUGUAUUACUGAUCUUGAUGAAGCAGAUAAUAUAAAAUCCAAUGCUGAUAUUGUAAUUGUCUCAGGUGGUAAACAAUUUGUGAAGAUUCACAUGAACAAAACAUUAUCACAAAAAAUUAAACAUGUAAAUAUUGGACUGGCUGAUGAGAAAAACCUUCUUGAUUCAGCAUAUAAUGAAGUAAAGGAAAUACCGGAUGCCUUGAAGGAUUUUUACAUAUAUGAUUGUCGUUACUGUCCAGAAAAUUUUAGGUUUUACCACGCUUUAAUCAAACAUUAUACAUCUGUCCAUCCUACUCUGGACAUUCAUAAAUGCUUUGAUUGUGGUCAAGUUUUCGACUGUCAGCGAGUUUUGAAAAAACAUUGCAAGGAUCACCAUGAUGGAAAUUCUUGUACCCAGUGUAAAGUUUGCAAUAAAAUGUUCAUCCAUCCUGGACAAUUGACGGAACAUGUGGAAAAACAUACCUCGGGUAAACUGUUCUCUUGUGAAGUUUGCGAUAAACAGUUUAAAAACAACAGUGAGCUAAGCAACCACCUGCUGUCUCAUCCAGAAAACAAACCAAUCGAAUGUAAGGAAUGUGGACACCGAUUUGUACGUAAACGCGACUUCAUUAUCCAUUAUCGGCUCCACACUGGAGUUUCCCCUUUCAAAUGUGAUAAAUGCGACAAGGAAUUUAGAUCUGAGAUAUCUUUGAGGUACCAUUCACGAGUCCAUGCAGCCGUUCGGCCUUUUCCAUGUGGAGAGUGUAAUAAAUCAUACACAACUCGAUCAAAGUUGAUGCGGCAUACAAGAAACCAUACCGGAAACAAACCAUUCAAGUGUUUAGAACCUGGAUGUGAUAAAUCAUAUGUUGAAGUCCGAGACUAUCGGUAUCAUCAAAUGAAACAUCGAGGAGAGAAACCUCACAGAUGCCCCGUGUGCUCAAAAGCUUUUCUCAUGCUUAGUAAUAUGGAACAGCAUCAUAAAACCCAUUUCAAAUUAAAUAAACAAUCACACUCCAAAAAGAUCAUUAGCUCAUGAAACAAUUCAUAGUUCACUUAACUAAUAGUGUGCGCAAAAGCUUUUCUCAUCCUUAGUAAUAUGGAACAGCAUCAUAAAACCCAUUUCAAAUUAAAUAAACAAUCACACUCCAAAAAGAUCAUUAGCUCAUGAAACAAUUCAUAGUUCACUUAACUAAUAGUGUGCGCAAAAGCUUUUCUCAUCCUUAGUAAUAUGGAACAGCAUCAUAAAACCCAUUUCAAAUUAAAUAAACAAUCACACUCCAAAAAGAUCAUUAGCUCAUGAAACAAUUCAUAGUUCACUUUAACUAAUAUUGUUAUCUAAAUUUUUUUGGAAAAUGUUGUUAUCUAAAUUAAAUCUUUACUUUGAAAAUUAAAGCUUUACUUUGAAAAUUAAAUAUUUACUUUGAAAAUUAUAUCUUUACUUUGAAAAUUAUAUCUUUACUUUGAAAAUUAAAUAUUUACUGUCUUUGAAAAUUAAGUCUUUACUGUCUUUGAAAAUUAAGUCUUUACUUUGAAAAUUAAAUCUUUACUUCUCUUCAAAAAGAUUGUUAGCGUUAGCUCAUGAAACAAUUCACCGUUCACAUUAA
Messenger RNA from Patella vulgata (common limpet), 3227 nucleotides. Its product is annotated as zinc finger protein 320. NCBI's taxonomy places the organism in Eukaryota, Metazoa, Mollusca, Gastropoda, Patellidae. Gene Ontology annotation, cellular component: nucleus. The transcript is spliced from 2 exons. The record is from RefSeq and is a predicted model, not a curated record. Bases 152 to 2659 code for a protein of 835 amino acids.